AUGCCCCGUGCACACCACAAACCCUUUACAGUGUACGAGGAGGCGGUGAGCUUUCACGGGACACGGCGAAACGCAUAUCUUUGCUGUGCCUUACUCUUCGCAGGGCUGUUGUUCAAAGUGUGUGUGCUUUCGCACUACUCCGCCGCGUCUGACUACUCCGAGCUGUCUGGGGUGGAUGACGAUCCUCAGUAUCAAAAUCUGGUGGCGGAACGCAUGGAGCUGGCGGAGAGCCAUUGCCUCAAUGGAGGCCAUGCGGCGCGCCGAGCAGGCUCGUCGCGCCCCACCGGCGUAGUGGGAAAUGGGUGGAUGAGGGGGGGGGGGUGA
Molecule: messenger RNA, 324 nt
Organism: Trypanosoma rangeli
Lineage: Eukaryota; Euglenozoa; Kinetoplastea; Trypanosomatida; Trypanosomatidae
Exons: 1
Coding region: 1-324 (107 amino acids)
Source: RefSeq, a predicted model, not a curated record